UGAUGGCGACCGUUGUCUGGCCUCCAGGGGGCUUUGUGCUCGCUUAUUCCGGGAGAGCCUCGCCCUGAUUUUGCCCCCGGGGCAUAGAAGCGCUUUAUAAACAACAAGCCCUGCCAGCGCAUGUGAGGAGAAGGCAGUGUCUCGCCCCAAAUAUGCCCGCGCCCGCCCUUCCUCCUCCCUCUGUCCCGACCUGACCCUCCCUGCGAAAAAUGGAAAUGAAUCGGGAGGAGCCGAGAGGAGAGUAGCGCGCCAGACCCGGGAGUGCGCGCUCCUCGGCUAGACAAGACCAUCCCUCUCCUCUCCAAAACUGAGGGAGGGGGGCGGCCUGUGCGCUCCACCAUCUUCCCGUUUGGAGAUCUCCAAGCAGAGCCAUGGAGGACUUCUGGGAAACAGGUUUCCUAAAUACUUCUUCUGAAGAUAUGGACAGCUCAAAUUCCUCUUGUGAGGAUUCAGUAGAAACGGAGGCAUUUAUACAUUUGUCUCUUCCUCCAGCAGUCUUCAUCAUUAUAGUGCUGUCCUGUCUUGAAAAAAGAAUAAAAAGAUGUUGUAUAGAUGAAAAAAUUCCUCUACAUGGACACUGUGGGAUUAUGGCACCCUUUGAUAUCCUUGCCUUCAGCAACCGAUGGUCACUUGGAUUUGCAUUUGGAAUUAUUGCUGAUAAAGUGAUGUACCUGUUUACCUCAGACCACUUCAUUUCGUUAUUUCCGAGGUGGGCUAAAGUUUUUGUGGUUCUAAUCCAUGCCGUCGAAGUGGGCGUCUCUAUGUACCCCUUCUUUGCCUGCCUUUCAACAAGUUACGCGAUUACCGGAGCUAUACUGGGAUUCCUUUACACUGCAGCUUGGAUGUUCAUCUCGGUGGUAGACUAUUUCUUGUGCCCUGACAACAACCUUUUGGGUGAAUAUGACAACCUCAUAAAGGGCUGGCCUUCCUUGCUGUGCUAUCUUUUCCUUCUAGGCCAAUUUGUUCGCAUUUUUGUGAAAGCCAUAAUAGUCCGUUGUCGGCGUGACUCCGUAAAUGAGGAGACUUCUUUUGUGGAAACGCAUCAGAUACUGUAUGUCCAGCAAUUGCUGAGGAAACCGCUACCGGAGCCACCUCAGAAAUCCUGGAUUAGGAGGAAGAUGUAUCAAUGGGACCCUUACUUUCGAUUCCCAAGCAGAAUGAUUGCCACUGCUGUCCUUCUCUUUGUCUCCCUUUAUACAUUUGUUGUAGGUGAAUUUAUUUUAUCCAAGUUUAUUUUCGACACGCUAAAAAAUCUUAAAAUGUUGCUAGACCAUCUGCUUCAAUCUUCUCCUGGCGAAUCAGAAGAAACCAUGGCCUUUUCCAAGUCUUUUGGAGAAUUUAAUACCGUUGCAGAAGGUGUUUGGAUUUGCACAACUGCUGCUUCCUCUGCCAUGAGUGUUGCUUACGUACUGUUAAUGUUAGCCUGCUACAGAAAACACAUAAAGAAGCUGCGGGCAGGCAAGAAGUCCUACUUUCUGACGGAAUCGGAAUCGGAAACUGUGCCAUCUACUCAAUGUGUGCUAGCACUGGGAAGAUUCACCGCUUACCAAAUCGCAUACAUAAUAUGGGGUUACCUGAUCAUGCAUCUGAUGCAGUUUGUAGCUGGGAUGAUUCUCGUGUAUGUGAUUAUUUUGCCCAUGGUACAUGGUGAAUGGGCCAAACUUCUGGACAAGUGGGGAACUGUGAUUCUUUCAUUUGUCCUCGUCAUGCUUUUGAGGAGACUGGAGUUGUUUGCAGGUUCUCGAGUCUUUCUUCAGCCAAAGAUUUCACCAAAAGACGAUCAGAGACCUCUGGCACUUGACAACAGGAAAGCCUUUGUAAACUUCAGCUACUUUUUAUUCUUCCACUCGGUGGUGGUGGGUUUGUUUUCCUGCCUCAUGAGAGUAUUACGCAGCACUGUCCUGGGAGCCUUCCUGAUUGGACGAUUGGACAGGCCAGUGAUGCCAAAGGGCUUUGAAGGCUGUGAUAAAGCACACAAGUCUUGGGUUGCAAUGCUCCUGAUGGACCACUACCACUUGAACCCCAUCCUUGUCUGCUUCUGCCACAUCCUGGAUACCAAAAUCAGACAGAGGCAAUGGCAAAAAAUCAAUGGACCCACCGAAAACACGGACAUGCGGGAAAUAGUCUUGUUUUUAGCUCCCAAGGUAUCAGGCAGAGCCAGGAAAAGAUGGCUGUUGCUUUACACGCUGUUGAACAACCCCAGUCUCCUGCAACUCCGGAAGCGAAGACUAGGAUCUAAUCCUGUGGAUUUUCCACAGCCCUGUGCUGUCCCUCCAGGCGAUCAUUCUACAGACCAAUUGGUGCAUUGGGAUCAGCAUGUUUAAUAUAUGGACUCUACGUGGACUGUAGAGAUGCCGUUCCUGAUGUUGCAUCAACAAAAGCGGCGCAAGUUAUACUUGCCGAGAGUUGCAUUUAUUGACUGCUUGUUCCAUAGGGCUUUCUAAAAAGAUAACCUGUUGUAUUUCCACCACAUCAUGUGUCAUGCCUUCCCUCCACAUGAACGCCUGGUUUGCCUGCCUGCUGCAAUCGUUAAUAAACUAUACACAAGCCAUUGGCUCUAGGAAGAUUUAGGUAAUCUCUUUGAAGACCACACAAGCAUGCACUUUUUUGUGUGUGCUGUCCCUACAGUUAUUUGACACUUUCCCCCUUGGCUAGACCCAGGGCUGUGCAAAGCUGGUAAUGGGCCCAGGCUGGACAGAAAAUGUAGGCCCCAUUUCAAACUGCUCGUGUCGUGCAUAAAAAGGUAAAGGUAAAGGGACCCCUGACCAUUAGGUCCAGUCUUGACAGACUCUGGGGUUGCGGUGCUCAUCUCGCUCUAUAGGCCAUGGGAGCUGGCGUUUGUCCGCAGACAGCUUCCGGGUCACGUGGCUGGCAUGACUAAGCCGCUUCUGGAGAACCAGAGCAGCGCACGGAAACGCUGUUUACCUUCCCGCCGGAGCGGUACCUAUUUAUCUACUUGCACUUUGACGUGCUUUCGAACUGCUAGGUUGGCAGGAGCUGGGACCAAGGAACGGGAGCUCACCCCGUCGCGGGGAUUCAAACCGCCGACCUUCUGAUCAGCAAGUCCUAGGCUCUGUGGUUUAACCCACAGCGCCAACAAGUAACAGAACAGAACAAAUACUCAAAGUCAGCCUCCUCAGAAUCAUAGGCUUGUGCCAAUUACUCCCCGUCCCAGCAUCUUGCUCUGUUCUGCCCUGCCCUGCCCAGACCAGGGGAUCUAGAAUGAAAGCACAUCUGAGGUUGGAAAUCAAAGUAGAGUCAGUGACACUGGUUUAAUAACAACGAGUUUUUGUUUUUUUCCAAGUUGCCAAAUUGGAAUCCUGAGUUUCCAAACCAGUGACUUGAGCUGGUGCGUGCAUGAUUCCAAAACUGCUUUCAGAUGAUUUGUUCUCAAGGUUCCUUCAUUAGUUCUACUCGCUGAAAGUUUUCUUUAAAAAUGUUUGAUGUUUUACUAUGUUUUUAUAUGUGUUGUAAGCUGGCCAGAGUGACUGGGGAAACCCAGCCAGAUGGGCUGGGUAUAAAUAAUAAAAUAUAUUAUUAUUAUUAUUAUUAUUAUUAUUAUUAUUAUUAUUAUUGAGCAGCUGCUUCCAAAGCUGGUUGUACUGUACACUUACUGGUGUGACUGAGCCUACAUAACGAAAACCUUGCCCUUU
This is a messenger RNA of Podarcis raffonei (Aeolian wall lizard), 3653 nucleotides long. Its product is annotated as stimulated by retinoic acid gene 6 protein-like. The record is from RefSeq and is a predicted model, not a curated record. Gene Ontology annotation, biological process: vitamin A import into cell. The transcript has 18 exons. Bases 372 to 2324 code for a protein of 650 amino acids. Gene Ontology annotation, cellular component: plasma membrane. Lineage: Eukaryota; Metazoa; Chordata; Lepidosauria; Squamata; Lacertidae. Gene Ontology annotation, molecular function: signaling receptor activity; retinol transmembrane transporter activity.